Aspergillus calidoustus is the source of this 1047-nucleotide messenger RNA. NCBI's taxonomy places the organism in Eukaryota, Fungi, Ascomycota, Eurotiomycetes, Eurotiales, Aspergillaceae. The record is from the annotation of a GenBank genome assembly.
AUGGCGCCCCGUAAGAAAGAUGUCGUUGCGACUACAACCCCUCCGAAGACGUACGCCGAAGUCGCAAAAGAGCAGCCUCCUCGCAAGACAUUGGUGGAGCAGAUUCCAUCGCCUGCACGUUUGAUUCUCGCAGUUCUCGCUAGCCUAGCGCUUAGCUCUACCCUAUUUACUCUCACGUCCCAAGUCACUCUAGGCGAGUUGGGACGUGUCAGCAAGCACCUCGAAGAAUGGUGGGAAGUGGGCGGACUGAUGGCAUGGAAGGCCGUCGAGAUUGGACUGGCGUGGAUACUGGGAUUUGACGGGCGCGACGUUCUUUUCUUCUCCUUUCUCAUCCAUUUACCCACCUACGCCCUCCUUUCGUCGUUCUAUGGCCUUCGCCCAACCACGAUCCUCACUUCUUACGUGAUUGUGCUCCUUUCCACCGCUACCCCAUUUGCGCUUCUCCGCAAGCCAACUCUGGUGCACAAUCUCUCACGUGCGCCGCCGGCCGCCGUCCCCAACAGGGGCAUCCUUCAAGACUGGGGCAUCACAGUGUAUACAACCAUACUCGCAACGGCCAUCUAUACAGUCACAGUAUACCUCAGCUACGAGACUUGGCUCCCCGCACAGCUAGUUGUUUAUUUUGAACAAAUCCCCAACAUCACGAGGGUCCAUGCCGGCCCAGCCGGCUUGCCUAUGCUAUUCCUUUCCCUUCUUCCAGCUGGCUGGGCUGCGAGGGAUUUCCUGUUUGCUAGCUCAGCAGGCACGCCACCAGCGCCUGGCAGCGACUUAGAAAAGGGCAAGUCCGUGACGUCCAAACAUGGAGAGUACCUUGCCUGCGCCAUAUACAGGAAGACCUGGGGAGCGUUGUCAGAACGGACCAGGGUUUUGAUCUCUCGGACCGCGGUGCUCACCAGUGUACUAUUGGCAAAUACAGUUAUUCAAGUCGCCGGGACCGUCCAGGGAGCUAGUUUUGAAGGAGCUUCCGCGUGGGGUCUGGUCUGGGCGCUGGCAACCUCCAUCACGGGUUUGACGUACGGUUGGGUCGAGGCUGUUGAUGGACUUUGA